GACGAUGACGCAUUUAUGAUGCUGCGACCUAGCCAAAAUAUUGCUUUUAAUGAUUUCAUUGUAAUAUGUCAUGUUAUCAAACUGGGCAUGAUUUAUUUAAUCGUAUCAUUUGAUUACUUCAGGAGAAUAUUUUGUUGGACAAGGAAAACAACGCAGCAGUGAGUGACUUCGGAGGGAGCAUCUUUAUCAGAGGUCGGCCCACCAAUCAGACGCUGGCCUACAUGGCUCCGGAGCGUCUCCUUGGCAGGUGUUGUACCACAGCCUCUGACAUGUGGAGCCUCGGCUGCACGCUGGCUGAGCUCGACUGGGGCCUAUUUCUCUUCAAAGGGAAAGACAAAGGCGACAUUUUCAACUGUAUAACGAGGGUGCUGGGCCUACCACCAUUAGACUUGCUGGCUGCAGCGAGCAGGAAAAACUACUGUAUAGACGGCUCGGAGUCUGAAGACAAAAAGCCACCAAAAACCCCUCUGGCCACCAGACUGAAGUCGAAAAAUCCAAAGUUUCUGGACUUUAUUCGGUGCUGUCUCGAAUACGAUGCAACAAAGCGGCUCACCCCGGAGAAGGCUUUGCGACAUCCCUGGAUCAAGCAGGCAACCAAACAUACUUAUAACAGACCAACGAUAAGCAGCUUACUGAAGAGAGAGAAGAUUCCCCCGCCAAUGUUGCAGCCAACGACGCAAUUCAAAUAAGUUCUUCAGAUCAACAAUACCGG
Hippocampus comes (tiger tail seahorse) is the source of this 712-nucleotide messenger RNA. Its product is annotated as dual specificity tyrosine-phosphorylation-regulated kinase 4-like. NCBI's taxonomy places the organism in Eukaryota, Metazoa, Chordata, Actinopteri, Syngnathiformes, Syngnathidae. The transcript has 6 exons. Gene Ontology annotation, biological process: peptidyl-threonine phosphorylation; peptidyl-serine phosphorylation. Gene Ontology annotation, molecular function: protein serine/threonine kinase activity; ATP binding. Bases 222 to 689 code for a protein of 155 amino acids. The record is from RefSeq and is a predicted model, not a curated record.